This is a messenger RNA of Camarhynchus parvulus, 8708 nucleotides long. RefSeq names its product RAB3C, member RAS oncogene family (gene RAB3C). Gene Ontology annotation, biological process: protein localization to plasma membrane; regulation of exocytosis; protein secretion. Gene Ontology annotation, cellular component: synaptic vesicle; endosome; plasma membrane. The transcript is spliced from 5 exons. Gene Ontology annotation, molecular function: GTPase activity; GTP binding. The coding region runs from base 76 to 759 and encodes 227 amino acids. The record is from RefSeq and is a predicted model, not a curated record. NCBI's taxonomy places the organism in Eukaryota, Metazoa, Chordata, Aves, Passeriformes, Thraupidae.
AGCCGGGCGGGCGGUGUCGGCGGUUGGCGUGCGGCAGCGAGCGGCAGCGGGCGGGCGGCGGAGCCGCGCCCGGCGAUGAGGCACGAAGCGCCCAUGCAGAUGGCAUCCGUUCAAGAUUCCAGAUAUGGCCAGAAAGAUGCAUCUGACCAGAACUUUGACUACAUGUUCAAACUGCUCAUUAUCGGGAACAGCAGUGUUGGAAAAACCUCCUUUUUGUUCCGAUAUGCUGAUGAUUCCUUUACAUCUGCAUUUGUAAGCACGGUUGGGAUUGAUUUCAAAGUAAAAACAGUUUUCAAAAAUGAAAAAAGAAUUAAGCUACAGAUUUGGGACACAGCAGGCCAGGAGAGGUACAGAACAAUUACCACAGCUUACUAUCGGGGUGCAAUGGGCUUCAUUUUAAUGUAUGACAUCACAAAUGAAGACUCUUUCAAUGCUGUGCAGGAUUGGUCAACUCAAAUCAAAACGUACUCUUGGGAUAAUGCCCAGGUUAUUUUGGUUGGCAACAAAUGUGACAUGGAGGAUGAACGGGUAAUCUUCACUGAGAGGGGAAAACAUUUAGCAGAGCAACUUGGAUUUGAAUUUUUUGAAACAAGUGCCAAGGAAAACAUUAAUGUCAAGCAGACGUUUGAGCGACUUGUGGAUAUCAUCUGUGACAAAAUGUCAGAAAGUCUGGAGACGAAUCCCACCAUUGCUGCCAGCAACCAGAACACACAGCUGAAGGACACCCCUCCUCCACAGCAGCCCAACUGCAGCUGCUAAUGCAGCUAUCAGCAAAGGCAGCUCCAGUGUGUUCUAUUGCCAACAGAGUAUUUAUGAAUGGUCUAUAUGCCUUUAUUUAUACUGUCUUAUUAAUUUCUUUUGGAGAACAGUCUUGUUUUACAUCAGCUGUUUCGAUAUGCAUAUGGGGAUGGAGCAGUUUUUAGUCUAAAAGGAUGAUCCAUAUAUUAGAACCUGGCUUUUGCAUGCAGGGUGCAUAUUAAUUUAUCUUUUCUUUUUACUAUUUUGUGUCACACUUCAGCUGGUGCCAUGUCCUCAGACCAUGUUUGCCUAUAGUUGUCUCUCACUUCAUUGGUUUCAAGUUACAUAGUUGAAUUUUUAGGGUAGUGGUCAGGGUGUUUUGACUUAGCUUCCUGAUGCCACUUGUAUAUUUUCCUGAUUGAAAAUGAAUUUAGAAGUAUUCCUGUAGUGAGCAAAUCCCUCCUUCUACCAGAUCACUUGUACAAGGGACACUUCCUGAGCACCUUGCCUUGUAAAAUCCACACUCACUAUGUUACACAUCCUGGCUGACUGAAAACUGCAGAAAUCAGAAGUUCGGUCCUGGGCCCAAAGCCAUCAAAAUUCCCAACUCUUCAUCAACAAUUUCCAACUGGAUGUGGAUAUUCAGUCCAGAGACUCAGAAAUAUUAGGUACUUCAUCCUGUUUAGACAGCUAGUGUAUUUGCUUUUACAUAGGAGCUGCAUGCCUAGCUAAUAAUCUUCUGAAACUAGAAUUAAUUUCUCAUUCCAUCAUUAUGGAAAUCCCAGUCUUACCUACCCCUGUAGUAGAAGGCUAUUUAGCUCUUUCCAUGUCUGCCUGCAUGAGACAUUAACAAUACAGUCCUAUAUUAUGUCUGACAGAGCCAAAUCCAUUGUGUUUGGUUGUUCAUAGCCAAAAGCUGCCUUGUCACAUUGCUGUCAAACCUGCAUGCUUCAAUUUUCAGAAAUUUCAUCUCCCAUUCAGUCACUGAGACAGCUACAACCACAAUGGCUAUAAAUGUCUCUAUUUUACUCAGACCUAUUGCAGAAAUGCUGAUGGUGUCAGUGAACUGAAGUUUGACCUGAUUUUUUUUUCCUUUUUCUUUUGGCAGGAGAAUUAGGAUUUUUAAAACUUUAGGAAUAAUAAAAAAUUGUCAACAUUUCUAAUCUUAGGCUGAAUACAUUGAAGAGAUCAGCAAAAAACUGUGAAGGUAGCAGAAUAAAGUACACAAAUUCUUUUAUGGUAAAGUGUUAAAAUAGUUAUAUUUUACAGUUUUUACUCCUCUAGUAAUUGGUGGAAGUUUCUUACAUCUGUGUCCUGAAGUACUUUGUAAAACUACUUUACUUACAUCAUAGUGACCUUUUUUAACUAAGCAGCAUAACUGAAGAAGCCCUGAUUAUUUUGUUUUUCCAAUUAGACAGAAUUUAAGAUAAGGCUGAUAUUUUUAAACUGUCAGCAAUGGGAAAAAUCUGAAAAAUAAAAUAAAAGGAAGUAACACAUAGUACACUGAAUAACUCACAACUGCAAAGAAAUCCUUCUUUACAGUUUAUGUUUUUUGAAGGUAACUUAUGUAACUCCUGAUACAUAACUCACUAGGAUACAUACACACUAAGAGAAAAUGGCCACUUUAAAAAAAUUUUAUUAAAUAAUCUAAAUACACUUUGACACAAUAAAAGUUACUUCCAAACAAGGCAUUUAGACAUAUGUAAAAAGGACAUGCCAGGAGGGUUCUACCUGGGCUGCCUAACUUAAAUUAAUCAAUGCCGUCUUCAGUCUGGGUUUUUAAACCAUGUCUGUCCUGUUAGCUAGUUUAUUUAGGCAGUUUUCCCCCUAGUAGACAUGGAGACUGAUUUACCUCCGUGAAGAGAAAGCACCUUCCUUUUUAGAGUGGCAGACCAGCCAGGUGGAAGAGGUAUGUGCUGUGCAAACAAUGAUUCUUUCUUUCUCUAGGGUGCUUUUUUUUCCCUCCCCCAUUUAAGACAGCAUGUUGCUAAGUGUGCUGAGAGAGUUUCCCUGGUACAUUUUUGCACCCUAGGUGCCAGCUGAUUGGAAAAAACAAAAGCAGUACAAAGUUGAUCAAGCUUCAUUUGAGAUGGCUGCUGGGCAGUUUUCCGUGUGUUUCUUGUUAUGUCAGUGACUCCUGCCCGAGAAGGAGCAGGAAAGCCGUGAGACAGAAUUCAGCUUCUGCUCUCAAGUUAUUUAGAUGAGUCUUAGGUUGUAUUAUUAGUCUGAAACAUCUCAGGUGAGCAGGAGAGAGACAUAAUCAAGUUGUCAAGGAUUUUGGCCAUAUCCUGAAUCAUGCAGCUUGGCAAGAAUUGCAAGUAUUCUUCUAGCUUUGCUCUGAGAUGUUGUCAUCUCCUGUGCACAGUGCAAUCAGGAAAAAAGACUUCAAGGUGUCCCUUGCUGCAGUCACACUUUGCUUGUAUCCAUUGCAAUGAAUUUAGACCCUUCCUGCCUGGCUAUGAUCGUUUAGACUUGGUGGUAGAAAUACAUUAUUAGCAUAUAUCUUUUCAAACAAAUUGAGUGAUAGAUUAAAAGUUCUGUACAUAAAUGGGAUUAAUUAAUUGCUUUUCAUUUUGCAUCAGGAGUCUGGGCAGAAGAGUAGCAGCAAAAUCUAAGGAGAGCCCCUGCUUCAAGUUUCUGAGGCAACUAACCUGCUAGGCCUCCACAUAUAUUUGGCCUUCUGCAUGAGAUGGGGUGGCUGAGGGAAGCAGCUGUCAGUGUAGUGUUGUUCCUUAGAGUGCUAAAGUAUGUUAAAAGAAAAAAGCUUAUCUGAAAUACAGCAGCAGAGAAUGAGUCUGUACCUAAAACCUCUUCCAAACUUGGCACUAACACUCAGACAUUGUCAUGGAGUUGAGUCAGAUUAAUUUUUAAAAUGUUCAAAUAAAAUACUUGGAGUUUUUCAAGAUGAGACUUAAACCCUGGGAAAACCACUCAGCCCUCUCAGCUGACACUAUUUUGAGUAGAAGUUUGGAAAGGGUGACCUGUUGUGGUCCCAUCAAAACAAAUUUAUCCUAUCAUGGCUUUCUCUGAAAUUGAAAAUGUGUGAAAGUUCAAGCAGGCUUUUGCUUUCCAAACUGGGUUACCUGCUGUGGGAAAAAGUAGGUUUUGAUUUUCCAUCACAGGCUGGCUUUUGCAGUCACAUGCUUCACAGCAAUAUUGAGUUUUCUUCUAUAAAGUUGGUCACAUUUAGAUCAUAAGCAUCAUGAUCUCAGUACCUUUCUCGAUUAGAACUUACCUUUUGUAGAGAAACAGUAAAGACAGAAAAGCUUUUGAGAAGUAACUUACCAUGCCUUCCUCAAAUAUUCCAAGAAUUCUGAGGGGACUAGCAAUGUUAGAAUUUUCACUCUAUGUAAAAUUAUCCCUUGGCCUCCUAUGGGAUAGAAUAUCCAACAGCAGCCUGUGUCAAUCUGGUUCAGCUCCUCUUGACUUACAGGAUAGAACUGCAAUUUUCUUAAAUCCAGGUAGGCUGAACAUUUUUUAAGAACCUGUUGCAACUUGAUCAAGGGCCUAAAUUUAAACUAUCAACGCUUUGUUCUUCACCUAUAUCACGUACCAGGCUACAAAGCACUAUAUUUUGUGAUGGAAGAAGGGAGGGCUCAGAUGGAAACUGGGAUAGCAGGAACAAAACUACUUUCAGCCUCAUCACAAGUGAAAAAGUGAAAAAGUUCUUUCACACCUUGCAUUAACUUGUUGUACUUUCAACAUAGAAAUAAGACUGAAUGUCACAGCAAAUCAUUGGUCCAGCCAUAGAUACCCCCUUCAGCAGAGAUUUAUCCACUUGGUGAGAUGCAGCAGUUAAUACACAGAGUAUUUUAAAUCUGAGAGAUGAGAUGCCUUUGGGCAGAGAAUCCUGAGCUACAUAGUGCCAGCUGAAGCUGAACUAAUACUAUACAAUCCUUUUUCUGAGUUAUGAUCUAGACUAAAGCUUAUAGCAGCAGGCUAAUCCUGUGCAUGGGCCAUGCACCAGCCUUAUCAUGCUCUGACAAUGUGCUGCUUUCUGCACCUUCAAGAUACUGGUCAGAAAAUCCCUCGGGAGCACCCAGGAACAUGGGGAUUGUCUGGUUCCUGCGGUGCCUCGGGCAGCAACCUGACGAACAGCUAGCCAGCCCUGCUGGGUUCAACAUUCAGAUGCAUGUUUUUGAUUCUUUUAAGAGUUCAUGUUCACAAGUUACAAGUGCAACUGACUUAAUACUGUGUCUGUUAUUUUUGUGUGGUGGUGGUGAGUUUAUUUAGACUUGUUCAUUUGGUGUUUUAAAUAAAUGUGAACUAGCCUAAUUUUCUGUCAGAAAAUACUCUUUCUCUCUGAACAGCUGUGUAAGUGACUCUAAGCUGGAAUUGUUUGUUCCUUUGUGCUUAUACUUAAUGCAACACCUAGAGAAAUUACCUGAGCAACUACAUCUAUGUGGCCUUUUCCAGAGCACUAGUUUGAAAGAUUAAAUUUUCUCCCCAGUCUGCUCAGCUCAGCUGUACCACCUGCAUCUUCUUUAUUUCCGAAAUGAAGUGUUAUUUCAGGAUGCACAAAAUUUGCUGGAGUUUGAUCCUAACUUUGAGAAUGCAUUAAAUUUGCCAUUUUUAUGGGGGGGAAAAAAAGUAGCAAAAAUUCUACAUUUGGUGGUUGUGCAUUUGUUUCUUUGGAGCAGACAAAUGAUGUUGCAAUUGCAUUCCAAGAGAAACCCCCUUACAAACUCCACCGCUCCCAAGCUACUGUUUUCUAUAUUUUUUUUAGAGAAGUAAGUUUUAUUAUUUACAUUUUUACAGGCAUCACUAGAUUUCAGUUCUGAUGACAACCUGAUUCCUCCUUGGCCUGUUUCAUACAGACUCACAAUGUAUAAGCCUAGUUCUUUAGCAUGACAGAUUUAGCAAUGUGGCACCAUGAGUUUGAAGCCUCAUAGAGAUAUCCUCAGGGGGUUUAGCAACAUAUCUUCACUUAUACCAACAGGGAAAUAAGUUCUUGUUAUUUGCACCAUUGAUCCAUACAUUCUGACUCCAGAUUCUCCAAGGUUGAUCACUUUUCCAGUCUCAUUUGAAAAGGCAACAUAUUUCAAUUAUUCAAAUGAACUCUACCAGUUUUAUUUAGGGGUAAAUGUAGUUCACCUUUGCAAAUUAAGCUUUUUUUUUCCCUUUUGCUUAUCCAUGGGUGUUCAGUGAAGCAGAAUUUGUGACUACACACAUAUUAUAUGCACAUAUAUACAGUAGUGCAUCUUUGAUACUCAUUCAUUUCCCACUGUUACUUGUUUAUAUUCAGUGCCACUUUUCCCAAAUUUAUCCUUAAAUUGUCAUUACUGCUGGAAAUCAAAUGUGUUACAUUUGAAGACCAGAAGUUUAUUAACCAUGGUUCCAGCAGAGGCAGAUGGCUUGUCAUUUGUACAAUAAGGUACUUGGUAUCUGAUCUGGGGGGAAGCAAAAGUCCUGAUUUCCCCUAAUUUCAGAUUCACCUGUAACACACAAAAGUGAAGGUGAGAUAGACAUUCUUUACCACUUCUGGUGAUAAAUCUCCUCAAGUAAUUCUGACAUGUACCUGCAACUAGUGAUAUAUGAAAUGUUUGUGCUGUAACUCCUGUUUGGUAUUUUGUCAGUAAUGUCAGAUGUGUUGUGACUCUGUUGGACCGUCACAAUGUGUAACUUAUAUACUAGCAUUUGUGUAUUUCAAAUGUCUUACAUGUUGCAUGAAAAAAAUGUUAUAAAAAUAGAUAUUUUUUCUAUUUUUGAAUACCUCAAAACUGAGGAAUCAUGGGCCAAUAAGUGCAAUAUUUAAUUAUUUACUCAGUGUAUAUAAACUUGUGUGAAAGGGAGAAGCAUCAGGUAUGUGUGAUAAGCUGUUGAUGAUGCCUGUGUGGCUUAAGAUUUCUAGUAAAUGUACACGUCUUGUAGAAAUAUUAUAUAGUAAACACUUUACCAGUGUAGUGUAAGAAUAUUCUUACGUAACUUCAGCUAUUUUUCAUAUAUGAGACUAUGGUUAAAGAUAUUUGUAUGUUUACUGCAAGUGCAUGUCAAUUUUACUUUUAGAGUUCUGAGUGUCCUUUUUUGAGAAUUGUCAUGUUACACCAACACUAGUGGGACAGGCCUUCCAUCAGAAAAUGCUUUAAACCAUUUAUAAACUGUCUGCCUAUAUUUUUUAAAGCAUGUUCUCUAGAAGCAUUAAGAGAACCUGUUAGGGCUCAGCAUUUAUGGUGAGCUAAUUAUUUAUUCUUAAAGAGUUACAUGCUCUGUCUGCCUGUAUUACAUAAUAUCAUGUGGACAUGUUUUCUUUAAUCUGAUACAGUUAACUCAUAAUACUUACCUGAAAUAAUAAAUAGGAGUACCCAAUAUUCUUGCAGAUGACUUGUCAGACUUUGGUUGGUGCCCCAGUUUAGCAUGUUUGCAAACAGCUUCAAGGUCACAGUCAAUAGCAUAGCAGAGUGGAAGGUGACCUUAAUUGGUCAGUUUUGACAAUUAAGUUUCUUAACUUCUCUAGAUACUAAAGAUGGAAGAUACCUCCUUAAAGAUACUGACCCACAUUCUUUGCUGCAUUUUUACAUGGCCUUCAAAGUUCGGCAUUUCCAGUAUUAGGAAUAAAGCUAAGGUACAAAUGGAAACAAAAUGCAGGUCAGAAUCUGACCAUGAAACUAAAAGGGGACAUCCAAUAAUUUAUUUAUUCCUACUUACUUACAUAAUUCUGAUGGCUUUCUAAGAACAUGAGCAAGGCCAUCAGUACUCAGCAGCACCCUUGGGUACAUUUGGGACCUUAAACCCUGAAUCACUGAUCUGUCAUGGAUUCCCAGCUGUGCCCAUAGAGCCUACAGAAAAGCUCAUUCUGUUAAUUUUUGCUAAAUCUCCAGCUUCAAAGGCAUGUGUCAUCUGCAUUGGGAAUUUACUAAACAGAGACAGGCCACUGAGUCUGGGCCAUGGGGAAGAAUUGGGGAAUUGGUUUUGCCAGACAAUUUUCCUAAAAAAACCAUAUAUUCAUUAGUACCAUGCUAAAAGGUACAGAAGUAGAUUUUAAAUUUUAUCUGAUGCAUUUUUGUGACAAUAUGUGAGGUUUAAUAAAUUAUGGUUUUUUGUUCCUUUAUUUUGUUUUUUUUUUUAAUUUACUUGAUCUGCAAAAAAAUGAAAUUUUAAGACCUACUGAAAACCGAUAUCAAGGAUUUCCUUUCUGAUGUCAUCAAAUACAUUCUCUGAGAAAGCAAAGUAGCCAAAUUGCAUUAAGUAGCACAUGACAGUACUUGCAAUGACCUGAAAAGUCCUUAAAAAACUUCUUUUUACCUAAUGCCAUUAAAAUUUCUGCAAAAUUCUAUACACCAAGAGUGAAAUGAAAAUGUAUGUAGAGAGAAAUUUGGGAUUGCUUAGUAUGAAAAGGAAAUUCUUGGCAUCAUUGUUGCUGAACAACAAAGUAAGAGUCAGAAUAUGAAGUACCACUAAAAUGGAAAUGUACAGCCUGCUACAGGACUCCCUAAACCUUUUGUUGUUAAGUGACCUGACAGUUCAAGGGCUGGCAGAUAAUUUCACCUAGUUUUUUUAUAAUUACUCACAGGCGUGUGAUUACACAGACAAAAAUAAAUGCUUUCCUUGAUAACAUGUAGCUGUUCUGGUUCUCUCAAACCAACUUGUUUGCUGAACUGUUCUUGAGGAAAAAUUGAUGUGUUUAGGAUACCUUUGUGAGGGGGUGAGACUCAAUCUGUGCCUUCUCCCCCAACUCUUACUGCAAUAUAGCUACUGUGGUUUUAAAAAAUAUGUUAGCUGAAAUGCUGCUGGGUGAUAAAUUUUGUGAAUCUUCUCCAUAAAUCCAUGGGAGCUCUUGUCUAAAUGUUCAGUACAAGUUUUAUCCACAUGGAGAGUUUUAAUUCUGUGCUGACGUAGCAACCAUGUGUAUUCCAUUGGAUAUUCUUUUUGUAUGUGACUUCUGUAUACCAAGUGGAUUUUCUUUGUUUAAUUUUUUUUGCUGAAUUUUUUUUUUUCCUUUUGCAAUUACAAUAAAUAUUCAAGAGACUAUA